GCCUGAACUGCAAUUCUUCUUUUGCCAAAAAACAAUAUAAUUCCUGCAAAAGGUGGUCUACGCCUCCUUCAAAAGAAGACCAAAGAAAGACAUCUAUACCCAACGCCUUACACCUAUACACACCCAUACGCACCCACACGCAUACAUCGUCGACCUCUGUCGCCGUUGUUGUUGCUGGUUUCAAUAUAAGCUCAAACGCUUCCUCUCUCACUCAUUCUCCUGACUUUUCUAUAUCACUCAGCGUAUAUACAAAACGUGCUUUCUCAAAAAAAAAAUAACUUCUUUUUGAAAACCCCCGAGCGACACAGUCAUGGAUGACGAGCGCCGCCGCAAGGCCCUCAUCGAGGGCUUCGUAAACAUGUCCGAGGUGGACGACGCCGACGCUGGCAAGCCACUCUUCAAGGGCGACGACCCCACCGGCGGCAUCACCGUCGGCACCGACUACGUGGACAUGGACGCUGAUGACCUCCCGGAAGACGGCCACAUAAGAGCGGGUGAGCUGAGGGAGAACACAAACAUUUAUAAAUCGGCCUUCCACAUCUUCAAGGCGAACGUCGGCACGGGUGUCUUCAUGCUCCCUACCUUCUACCCCGAUGCGGGGUACGUCGUUGGUGUGAUCUUAGGUAUCUUCAUCGGCUCCGUGGUGAUCGAUUGCACACAGCUGCUUAUUCACGUGAAGGUGACGAUCAACCGCCGCGACGUGACGACGUACUCGCAGGUGUGCCGCUACGUCUGCGGCAAAGGUCUUGGCUGGUUCCUCUUCGUGGCGAUGUGCCUCACGCAGUUCGGUUUCUGCCUCAUGUACUCGCAGCUCUUCGCUGAGACGAUGGGCGAGCUCGUCACCUUCAACGGUUCCAAGUACCUGUGGGUAUCGCUGAUCUUGAUGAUGGCCUUCCCGAUGACGUGCUUCUCCGACAACCUGUCUCUGCUCGCCAUGGCCUCCGUCAUCGCCACUGUCGGCGUCUUCUACGCGCUCAUCUGCUGUCUAGUUGAGACGUGCAAGGUACUCGCGCAGAAGGGCAUUCACCCCUCCAUCAAUCCCGCGGGUAACCGCAUCCCGGUAGGCUGGUUCAACAACCUCGCGAACAACAUGAUGGUGCUGGAGGGGAUUGCGAUUGUCCUGCCGGUGCACGCCGCGUGCACGCAGAAGAAACUCGUGCCUAUGAUGGUGACCUGCGUGAUUAUCUGUGUCAUCGUGUGGUACCUGAUCUUCGGUCUGACCGGCUACCUGGCGCACGGCACGACCAUGACGACGUCGCUGAUCGCCGCGGUGGAGCACUCCCCGUGGGGGACGAGCAUCCGUGCCUUCUUCCUCGUGAACGUCAUCUUCACCUACCCGCUGCAGUUCAUGUCCGCCAUGCAGCUGAUCGAUCAACUAGUCGGCUGCAAGCCGCGCAGCUGGAUCGGCAUGGGCCUUCGCCUCCUCAUCAAUUUGAUCGUCUGGGCCCUCGCCAUGGCGAUGCCGACCUCUGCGGUGAACGUCGUUGUCGGCUUGAUCGGCGCGCUGCCGUCCGCCUGCAUGGUGAUGAUCAUCCCCUCUCCUGGCGAUGCAGGUGCGCUACGCCGUGGAGCACCCAGAUGCAGAUCGCAACAGCUGGCCGUACUGGAAGAAGCUGUUCGUGGCCACCCCGUGCCUGACGUUCCGGCGCAUUCGCUGCUACGUGUACCUGGUCGUCGCCCUUCUGGUGAUGGUCAUUGGCACCUACAGCAUCGUGACGAACCUGUAGCACGGUGGCCGCGUCUCUGUGCAAAGGAAGCAGAACAAAGCGCGGAAAGGGUGCGCAUACGUACUGCAUGA
Messenger RNA from Leptomonas pyrrhocoris, 1798 nucleotides. RefSeq names its product putative mitochondrial amino acid transporter, putative (AAT20). Gene Ontology annotation, biological process: amino acid transmembrane transport. The record is from RefSeq and is a predicted model, not a curated record. Lineage: Eukaryota; Euglenozoa; Kinetoplastea; Trypanosomatida; Trypanosomatidae. The transcript has a single exon. The coding region runs from base 311 to 1798 and encodes 495 amino acids. Gene Ontology annotation, cellular component: vacuolar membrane. Gene Ontology annotation, molecular function: amino acid transmembrane transporter activity.